This is a messenger RNA of Zonotrichia leucophrys gambelii, 5337 nucleotides long. RefSeq names its product sodium channel protein type 5 subunit alpha-like. Lineage: Eukaryota; Metazoa; Chordata; Aves; Passeriformes; Passerellidae. The transcript has 25 exons. Gene Ontology annotation, molecular function: voltage-gated sodium channel activity. The record is from RefSeq and is a predicted model, not a curated record. Gene Ontology annotation, biological process: sodium ion transmembrane transport; membrane depolarization during action potential; neuronal action potential. Gene Ontology annotation, cellular component: voltage-gated sodium channel complex; axon; plasma membrane.
AUGGAUCCCUUGUUUUGGCCAUCAGAAGCUAACAGGUUUCGACGAUUCACCCCUGAGUCCUUGGCAGCAAUCGAGGAAAGGAUUGCCAACAAAAAAAAGGAGCAAGACAAAGUUAAAGAGAAGACUAAGGAGACUAAAGAACAAGGAGUUGAAGAAGAUAAACUUACUCCUCAACUUGACCUGAAAAUCUGCAAAACGUUGCCAUCUCUGUAUGGGGACAUUCCUGCAGAGCUGGUUGGGGAACCCCUGGAGGAUUUUGAUCCAUACUACAGUGAUCACAAGACUUUUAUGGUGUUAAAUAAAAGGAGGACCAUUUUCCGAUUUUCUGCCACACCUGCCUUGUUUAUAUUUGGUCCUUUUAAUCCAGUCAGAAGAAAGGCAAUUAAAAUUCUGAUCCAUUCAGUUUUUCUUGGCAUUAUUACAUUUACUGUGUUAGUCAAUUGUAUGACUAUGACUAUCCCUCACCUUGUAGAAACCAACUGGACUGAACAUGUUUUUACUGCUGUCUAUACCACUGAAAUAUUGAUUAAAGUAGUAGCAAGAGGAUUUGUUUGGAAUGAAUUUACUUUUCUUCGAGAUCCAUGGAACUGCUUGGAUUUUUCUAUUAUUAUUGUAAUGUACCUGGCUGCAUCUCAUAGUGUUGGCAAUGUUUCAGUUCUUCGAACUUUCAGAGUACUGAGGACUUUGAAAGCUAUUUCAGUAAUACCAGGUCUGAAAGUCAUUGUAAAUUCACUUGUUGAGUCUGUUAGGAAGCUCUUGGAUGUGCUGAUCCUGACUGUAUUUUGCUUGAGUAUAUUUGCACUAAUAGGCCUUCAGCUCUUUAUGGGCAAUUUAAAAUCCAAAUGUAUCCUCGAUAAAACUCUGUACAAUGACUCAUUAUGCAAGGAGGCCAAGAUAUAUGUACCAAGUGAUGCAGGUAAAUGUUUUUCUUUUCUGUCUUUACAUAAUCUGUAGCAAUGCUUCAGAUUGAAAGACACUUCUGAAAUAUUGCUGUGUGAGUACACUGGAGGUAACAAAAGUGGGUGUCCAGAGAACUACACCUGUGAGAGGAUUGGGAAAAAUCCUGACUUUGGUUAUACAAGUUUUGACCACUUUGGCUGGGCCUUCCUCUCUGUGUUCCGGCUGAUGACCCAGGACAACUGGGAGCGUCUCUAUAGACAAACCAUCCGUACCUCUGGAGUGUCCUGCAUCUUUUUUUUUAUGGCAGUCAUCUUCUUCUGCUCAUUUUAUCUCUUCAACCUGAUCUUGGCUGUGGUAACCAUGGCAUAUGAAGAGGAAAACAGAGCAACCCGUGCUGAAACAGAGGCAAAAGAAAAAAUGCUUCAGGAUGCCAGACAAAUUAUAGAGAAGGAACAGAUGUUGGCUGUGGAAGAAAGCAGUAAGGCCUUGCAUGCUGCAUCUGAAAUGCCAGUUGCUGACUUGAAAAAUUCAGAAGGAAAAGAGAGUAAUAAAGAAACACCUACUUCAAGGCAAAACUUAAUUUCAAAUGACCAGGAAAAUGAGGAGCAAAUAUUUCGUUCACAGCCUGAUCGCUGCCACAAGAAGCUUAGGCAGAUCCUGCUGGACUAUGAGGUCUCAAUGGAUGCUAUCAAUGAUCCUGUCCGAAGACAGAGGUUAAUGAGUGCAGCCACAAUUCUUACAGAUAAUUCAAAGUCAAAACUGAACUGUCCUACAUUUUGGAAAAAUUUCCCUCAAAAGUAUCUAAUUUGGAAUUGUUGUCCAUUCUGGAGAGCAGUCAAAGAGAAGAUGAAAUUGGUAAUUUUUAAUCCAUUUGCUGAUCUCUUCAUUGUGGUUUGCAUUAUCUUGAAUACCUUGUUCCUGGCUAUGGAGCACCCUGGCAUGAAAGAUGAAAACCAAAAACUGAUUACUCUGAGUGACAAGAUCUUCACCCUGAUUUUUACUGCAGAAAUGAUCUUGAAAAUCAUUGCUCUAGAUCCUUACUACUAUUUCCAGGAAAAGUGGAAUGUUUUUGAUAGCUUGGUUGUUUUGAUUGGCCUAGCAAGCUUUGGAACAAAACUGUCACCUUUCAGGCUGCUCAGGAUCUUCAAAUUGGCAAAGUCCUGGCCAGCCUUAAACACUCUUAUGAAAAUAAUUCUACACUCAUUUGGUGCACUGAGUAACCUCACUCUGGUUUUGGCAAUCACUAUAUUUAUUUUUGCUAUAGUAGGAAUUCAGAUUUUGAGCAGUGAUUAUAGCAAAAAUGCCUGUAAUAUAAGCUCCAAUUGCAAAUUACGCUGGCAUAUGAAGGAUUUUAGUCAUUCAAUCCUCAUUAUAUUCCGAAUAUUAUGUGGAGAAUGGAUUGAAACUAUGUGGGAAUGCAUGGAAGUGGCUGGAAAAAGGAAAUGUGUCACCAUUUUCUUGCUCGUCCUGGUGCUAGGAAACCUGGUGGUGCUCAACCUGUUCAUUGCUUUGCUGCUGAGUUCAUUCAACAUUGAUGGCCCAGAGGCACAAGAGGAGCCUGGAGAAGGGACUAAAUAUCAGAUUGCCAUUGCACAGAUUCACAAGACCCUGAAGGCUGUGAAGGACAGAAUCUGGGAUCACUGCUGCAGGAGAAUGAGGGGAAGCCUCAGAAGAGCAAACAAAAAGAAGACUUUGGCAGAAAUUUCUGGGAAGGGCAUAGAGGUUACUAAUUGUCCCAUGACAGAUGUCAGGAAAUACAUAGACCACAGCUCCUUUGAUAUAGAGUGUGGCCAUAUGGAAGAGAGUUCCUCACUAGCAAGGAAAUAUGAAGAAAUUUUGAUCAGCCCCAGUACCUGUGUUCCCAUUACAGAAGCAGAGGCUUACCCCAAGGAAGGGGAUGAGGGGCGCAUUUUGCACACAGCUGUAGAAUACAGGAAACAGAAAUAUCAUUCUGUUCGCAGCUUUUCUGAAGCCAGCACUGUGGAUCCAGUUGUUCUUCUGGAGAUGUUUUCCCAUACUAAAGACUCCCAGCUGCCCAAGGACUGCUUUGUAGAGAGUUGUGUUGAGUGUUCCCCAUGUUGUGUAGUGGACACCACCAAGUUUCCAGGCAGAACUUGGUGGAACUUUAGAAAAACCUGCUACAAAAUCGUGAACCACAGCGGGUUUGAAUAUUUUAUGGUUUUUAUGAUUGUGUUGAGCAGCGCAGCACUGGCAUUUGAAGAUGUUCACCUGCAGAAAAACAAAAAAGUGAAAAUAAUCCUAGAUUAUGCUGAUAUCAUAUUUACCUACACCUUUUUUACGGAGAUGCUUCUGAAAUGGGUGGCUUUUGGUCUGCACAGUUAUUUCACAAAUUCUUGGUGUUUGCUUGACUUCAUCAUUGUGUGUGUAAGUAUUAUACUCAGCUUCCUGAAAUCUCUCAGGACUUUCAGAGCACUGCGGCCUCUACGAGCUUUGUCAAGAUUUGAAGGGAUUAAGGUUGUUGUGAAUGCACUCUUUGGAGCCAUCCCCUCCAUCUUCAACGUUCUGCUUGUCUGCGUUGUCUUUUGGCUCCUCUUUAACGUUCUAGGAGUCAAAUGGCUUGGAAGCAGAUUUUGGAAAUGCACUCACAAAGUAGAAAGUACUGAUCACAUUUAUGGCAAAAAUGAUUGUCUUGCCUUGAAUUGGACAUGGACAAAUGCUGUUGUAAAUUUUGACAAUGUUGGCAUGGGUUACUUGGCUCUUCUCCAAGUGGCAACUUUUAAAGGUUGGAUGGAUAUUAUGUACGCAGCAGUGGAUUCACGUGAGAUUGGUCAACAGCCACAGUUUGAAGCACGCUUACACAUGUAUGCAUUCUUUGUGGUUUUCAUUAUUUUUGGAUCUUUCUUCAUGCUGAACCUUUUCAUUGGAGUGGUUAUCAGCAAUUUUAACCAGCAAAGGAAAAAGAUAAGUGGGAAAGAUCUAUUUUUGACUGAGGAACAGAAAAAGUACUAUAGUGCCCUAAAAAAACUUGGAUCCAAGAAACCCCAAAAACCCAUCCCAAGACCAGCGAAUGCAUUCCUAGGAUUGCUGUUUGACAUCGUAAAUCACAAAGCUUUUGAUGUCACCAUUGUGAUUUUCAUCUGUCUAAAUAUGAUUGUUAUGAUGGCAGAAAACACUGACAGACGCACCAAGGAGGUUCUUAAUAAAAUCAACUAUUUUUUUGUGGCUGUAUUCACUGCAGAAUGUGUCUUAAAAAUACUGGCCUUAAGGCACUACUACUUUGGAAGUGGCUGGAACGUGUUUGAUUUCAGUGUUGUGAUCCUUUCAAUAGUGAGUCUUGGAGUUUCUGAAGCGUUUCAAUCUUUCUUCUCCCCGACGGUUUUGAGAACUCUUCGUUUGGCGCGGGUCGGCCGAGUCCUCAGAAUAGUUCGCAAAGCCAGAGGGAUUCGAACUCUUCUUUUUGCACUGCUGAUGUCCCUUCCUGCCCUGGUCAACAUUGGCCUUUUGCUUUUCCUGAUCAUGUUCAUUUAUGCCAUCGUGGGCAUGGCAAACUUUGCCUGUCUCCCCGAGGAUGGUGGGAUUGAUGACAUUUUCAACUUCAAAACAUUUUGUGGUAGCAUUCUCUGCCUCUUCCAAAUUACCACAUCAGCUGGCUGGGAUAAUCUUCUGGCCCCUGUGCUAAGGGAAUCUGAUAAAUGUGCUCUCCAAUUAGAUGCAACAGGGACAAAGAAAAAUAAUUGUAUAAAUAAGGGCUUUGGUAUUUUAUAUUUUGUAAGCUAUGUCAUUAUAUCGUUCCUCAUUGUUGUGAAUAUGUACAUAGCAGUCAUUUUAGAGAACUUCAAUGUUGCCACUGAGGAGAGCACAGAUCCUCUUUGUGAGGAUGACUUUGAUAUGUUUUAUGAGACAUGGGCAAAGUUUGACCCUUUGGCUACGCAGUUUAUAGAUUAUUCUGCUCUCUCAGACUUUGCAGAUGCUCUGGCAGACCCCCUGCGCAUCCCAAAGCCCAACAAAAUCCAGCUCAUAGCCAUGGACAUCCCCAUAGUUAGUGGAGAUAAGAUCCACUGCUUGGAUAUCUUGCUGGCUUUCACCAAAAGGGUCUUGGGAGAAGCUGGAGAUAUAGAGGGUCUUGAAUUAAACAUGGAAGAAAAGAUUACAGCUGGCAAUCCAUCUAAAAGUUCUUACAGCCCAAUUUCUUCUACCCUUAAAAGAAAACAAGAGGAAGUGUCAGCUCUUGUUAUUCAAAAGGCCUUCAGGAGAUAUUUGAGACAACGUUCUCUUGAAAAUACAUCCUUAUACCAUUGUAAACAUAACAGUGCUGUCUUUGGACGAGAAAUACAGGACAAGCAAAGUCUUCUUGAAUCACUGCUUAAUGAAAACCAUGGGAGGAAGGCAGAUAAACUACGUCCUGCUUCUUCCAUAUCCCUCCCUUUAUUUUAUGAUGGCUUUGCUGAGACAGACAGCAAUAAGCUUGACACAUGA